This is a messenger RNA of Oryza brachyantha (malo sina), 1576 nucleotides long. RefSeq lists its product as uncharacterized. The record is from RefSeq and is a predicted model, not a curated record. Gene Ontology annotation, cellular component: chloroplast. Lineage: Eukaryota; Viridiplantae; Streptophyta; Magnoliopsida; Poales; Poaceae. The transcript has 8 exons. Gene Ontology annotation, molecular function: protein binding. The coding region runs from base 64 to 1011 and encodes 315 amino acids.
AAAGAAACCAUCACUCUAGUGAAGCUUCCGUUUUCCUAAUCUCUGUACUUGCCGGUUGAUACCAUGUUUUCUUUGUUUACGGCCAUCUUCUAUUGGAUUGGCCACCCUCGAAACCCACCAAGAUACAGCGAUUACUCACCACUCGUUUUCUACCAUAAUCCGGAAGGCGAUGUAUUCUGGUCAUUUGGGCAUUUCGCCAAUUCGCUUCCCUCCAAAAUGGCAUCCACUUCCCCGUCUCUCCGUUCCGCGGUCUCCUUCCCCUUCCCCACGGCUGCCGGAGCCCGCCGCCGCGCCCACGCCGGCUCGGCUCAACCGGUCGUGAGCCCGAAGCUCCUCUCCUCGCCAUUUCGUGCGGCACCCACGAACGCGGUGCCUCGGCGGCUUCUCCUGCCGGCGGCUGCCGGCAUUUGGGACUUCCUCUCCGGCGGGGCGGGCGGAGCAGCCGCCGCGUCGCUCGCCGUCCGGCGAGGCAUGCAACUCUUCAGGCAGGGAGAUGUCGCUGGAUCACUGGCAGAGUUCGAUCGGGCGAUUGAGUUGGAUGAGCGGCAGAAGCAAUAUCUCUGGCAGAGAGGACUUUCACUCUACUAUCUGGACAGGUUUAAAGAAGGUGCAGAGCAGUUCAGGCUGGAUGUUGCUGCCAAUCCAAAUGACACUGAAGAGUCGAUAUGGUGUUUUCUCUGUGAAGCUCAGCUGUAUGGGGUAGAGGAAGCACGGAAGCGCUUCCUGGAGGUUGGUUUAGACUCAAGACCUGUAAUGCGCGAAGCUUAUGCAUUGUUCAAAGAUGGUGGGGAUCCUGAAAAGUUAUCUUCAAACUUUUCUAGUAGUUCGGAUGGUGAAAUUUUCUAUUCAUCACUAUACACUGGACUUUACUAUGAAUCUCAGAUCAAUAAAUGCUACUUUCACUCUGUACUGGACAGAAGGAUGCAGAGUCGGCAAAGCCCCACAUUGUUGCUGCAUGCAGGUCACCCUAUGGAUCAAGGUCCGGAGAUUACAUGGCUUCACUUGCAUUAGUUCAUUGUCAGUGUCGCAACUGGACUCUGGAGUGACCAGAGAUAUAUUUACACACAAGUUGACCAAAUCAUUAUUGUUCAAAGCCAAGAAAUAGGUAGCAGGCAAUUUUCUUGCGAUGGCUCACACUGUAUAUAAUUGGAGUUCUUGGUCUGCAUUAUUUGUCGAUUUGGUAAGUAGCACAUCCUGACGGGGAAGACAGAUUGUUGCACGGUUAUAGAACAAUGGUGGAGAUGGAUAAGCUCUUGUUCUGAUGGAUUGUAAUGGUGGACAAAACUUCAAGAUAUAAGGCAAGGCACGACACGCACACCCUGCCCAUUCCCAUGGCCCAGCCCAAACACGUGUGGCUUUUCAUCUAUACGCUUCAUCCUCUCAAUAAGUGCUCAUGAUGAUAACAUAUUUAGGUGAGUCAAUUUCUUGUUAAUAUCCCACAUGGGACUAUUGCACCGAGCAUUGAUUGUGAGGCUGGAAUUUAAUAGGAUUGAUUUGGGCCAAGCCCAUUUAAUUCCAAUAGACCGUGUGAUUUUGUUCAUAACCAUGCACACCAUGGCCAUAGAGUGGGUUUUCA